CUCUCACAAAGUCACCGGCCUCACCCGCUUGGUUCCGCCGGAGCCUCAACGUGGCUCCCUCUUACUCUGACCAUGCAAACAUACCUCCCCAGCUCGACUCUGCCCAGGGCGUUCCACACCCCAGUCAGGGACGAGGAGGCGGAGUCCCAGAGGAAGGCCCGGUCCCGGCAGGCCAGACAGACCCGCAGGUCAACACAGGGUGUGACCCUAACUGAGCUCAAAGAGGCUCAGAGGAGCUACGGCCCCGACUGUAAGCAUGCAGAAGAGGAUGAGGCCGCGGGGAAGACGGGGUCAGCGGAGGACCAGCCGCUCGCCAUCAGCCUGACGAAGGCCGUGAAAUCCCAGGAGCUUAGUCCAGCCUGGAGCCAAACGGAUGAGGAGGGAAACGUUGAGUCCAGACUGGAAGCUCAGGCUGAGUGUCCGGCAGCAGACCAAUCCAAUGCAUCCCCCAGUGGGCUGUGUAGCCUUCCAGACACGAGCAUCACCAACAGCAAGUCCUGGAGAGUGAGUGAGAGAUGGAGGACAGAUGAGAAUCAGAAUCCGAUCCACGAUGCAGACCAACUAUCUGCUGACACGUCACUACAGGCACCACUGGGCUAUGACAUGGACCUCUCUGAAUCGUCCUAUACACAGCAUGACAGAUUAUCACGGUUGGACUCCGGGGGCUCGGGGGACAGUACGACGGAGAAGCUGCUAGGCCGCGUGGGUUCGUACACCCGGAGAGAGACCAGACUCGCCUCUCAGAGUAAACCCGAGGAAGGCUCCGCAACCGGAGACUACAAGAAGAUGUAUGAGACUGCCUUAAAUGAGAACGACAAGCUCAAGUCCAGGCUGCGGGACAGCAAACAGGAGUUGGCCAAGAUCCGCUCCCAGCUGGACAAAGUCACUCAGAAACAGGACAGAAUGUCUGAGAGGCCUCCCGUACUUGAAUCAGACAAAAAGGAAAAACAAGCACUUGAGAAGAGGGUUUCUGAUAUGGAAGAAGAGUUAAAGGUUCCGCAGAGGGACGCCCCGAUGCGGUUCCGUUGCGGUUACCAGCCCUGAGCGCGGGCUGUCACAGGGGGCGGGGUGGGGGGGGAUGGUCUUAGUUGAGCUCAAAUCCGAGAACCAGAGGCUAAAGGACGAGAAUGGGGCUCUAAUCCGUGUCAUCAGUAAAUUGUCCAAGUGAAAGUUUUCUAAACUGUCAAUAACCUGAAAUUAUAAUUGGACCGUUUUGCAUAAGGAACGUCAAGGAGCCAUUUUGGUCCAUUCAAGAAACACGGCACGACAAUUCCGGUUGGCGAUUGGUCGGAUUUGAAUCAAUAAGACCGCUUUUUUCCCCCUGGAGUGGCAGCUGUUUCAGUUGUGCCAGAGUUAAUUACUUCCUAUACUUCACCACUAGGAAGCGACAUGUGAAUGGAGGUCCGCAGCACAAAGCCCAGUCUAUUAAGUAUUCAGCCAUCUGAUACUCAUCAAGCCUCACGUAUGUAUUUAUUAUGACAUAGUAGACCAGGGUCUAAAGAUAUUUGUAUUAUAAGGUUUUAUUCUUCUAAACCACAACCUUGGAAUGAGCUAAAGUAUAAGAAAAGGCCCAGCUGUUUUUUUGCCUCAUGCUUACCUACCUGGUCAACAUAACAACCAACAAAACGUGGGCUUAUCCAAAGUAUAUUAUUCUUUCGAUUUUUGUUUUAUUCUAACCAUGAAAUAAUUGAAUCCUUUCAGAGUUUUGUUUUUAAAAUCCACUGUGCAAUGGUUUCUGGAGUCCAGGAGGAGCCUUGAAACUGCUGUAAUUUGUUGUUCACAAGAACAGAUGUUCUUAUCUGAAUGAGGGGUGACGUCUACAGCUUGACCACAUAUAGGAUGUGUGUAAUCCUAUACCAUCUGUUAUCAUUGUGUUGUAAAUAUUAUACAAUAUUCAGUAUAAUAUAUAGAAGUUUCAAAUAUGUAUAGGAGGACACCUGAAUUUUCUCACUUUCCUUAAUAAACUAUUAAUGGUUGA
This is a messenger RNA of Gadus morhua (Atlantic cod), 1978 nucleotides long. It is a transcript of the gene ppp1r12b, whose product is annotated as protein phosphatase 1, regulatory subunit 12B. The transcript has 12 exons. The record is from RefSeq and is a predicted model, not a curated record. Gene Ontology annotation, cellular component: cytoplasm; Z disc; A band. Gene Ontology annotation, molecular function: enzyme inhibitor activity; protein kinase binding; phosphatase regulator activity. NCBI's taxonomy places the organism in Eukaryota, Metazoa, Chordata, Actinopteri, Gadiformes, Gadidae. The coding region runs from base 73 to 1044 and encodes 323 amino acids.